Molecule: messenger RNA, 974 nt
Organism: Trifolium pratense (red clover)
Lineage: Eukaryota; Viridiplantae; Streptophyta; Magnoliopsida; Fabales; Fabaceae
Product: 30S ribosomal protein S9, chloroplastic
Exons: 2
Coding region: 96-719 (207 amino acids)
Biological process (GO): translation
Cellular component (GO): mitochondrial small ribosomal subunit; ribosome; plastid small ribosomal subunit
Molecular function (GO): RNA binding; structural constituent of ribosome
Source: RefSeq, a predicted model, not a curated record
AUUUUAAUUUUUUUUAAAAAAAUAAUAAAACCAUUAUCCCCUUUCUCUAACCACACCCUUCCAUCACUUCAAUCCCAUUCAUUCAUAGCUAAACCAUGGCAGUUUCCUUAUCAUCUCUCACAUCUUCCCUCUCUUCACUCUCCUUCUCUUCCAACAUCUCUCACAUACCAACCUCCCUUUCUCUCCCCAGAAUAACAACCCUCUCCCGCUCUCCCAAAUUCCCUUCAUUCACUGUAACCGCUUCAACAGCAGACAUUGCUCUUGAGCCCGAACCCGAAAUUGCUGACCUCAAGAAAUACGUCAAAUCCAGACUUCCUGGUGGUUUCGCCGCUCAAACUAUCCUCGCUACCGGUCGCCGGAAAACUGCUGUUGCUCGUGUUGUUCUUCAGGAAGGAACUGGCAAAAUCAUUAUUAAUUACCGUGAUGCUAAGGAAUAUCUUCAAGGAAAUCCGCUAUGGCUUCAAUACGUUAAGAUUCCCUUAAUAACUUUGGGAUAUGACACUAGUUAUGAUGUGUUUGUCAAAGCCGAGGGAGGCGGCCUCUCUGGUCAAGCUCAGGCGAUCACCCUUGGCAUUGCUCGUGCAUUGCUAAAGGUGAGUGAAAGUCAUAGAGUACCUCUGAGACUGCAAGGGCUUCUGACCAGAGAUUCUAGAGCUGUUGAGAGGAAGAAAGUUGGUCUCCAUAAAGCUCGUAAAGCUCCUCAAUACUCCAAACGUUGAGGUUGGAGUUUUACAUGUAUGGUCUGUCCCUGUCUUUCUUCCCUGUAUCUCCUGUAGUUGGUUACUUUCGGUUUCAAAACUAUCGAUUGUAGGUUCUGCCGAGGCCUUUGUAUUUGAAAUCCUUCCCCUUGUUUCCUUAUUCUUUUGACUGUAUGGAAUUGGGAAAUGUAGGUAACUAGCCAAACCCAAAUACACCUUUUUACACUAUGUUGAAGGUUUCUUCGGAGACCUAAAAUAUAUGGUCCUUACUCUUAA